This is a messenger RNA of Hippocampus zosterae (dwarf seahorse), 3133 nucleotides long. RefSeq names its product tripartite motif containing 55b (gene trim55b). The transcript has 8 exons. The record is from RefSeq and is a predicted model, not a curated record. Lineage: Eukaryota; Metazoa; Chordata; Actinopteri; Syngnathiformes; Syngnathidae. The coding region runs from base 204 to 1331 and encodes 375 amino acids. Gene Ontology annotation, molecular function: zinc ion binding.
AAUAUGGGCAAGGUAUAAAUGGCAUUGACGUGAGUGCAGUAGCUUCUAAAAACAGACGUGAUACCAGCAGCAAGAGAGAGAGAGUGGGGGGAACAACACACCCUCCCUGUACUCUUCGGCCUGGGGAUAUUUUUUUAUAAAACAAUCUUUUCCUGACGUUAACCCAGCUCUUGUCUGCGUCGUUCCCGGAAGCCCGGUGAACCAUGGAGAACCUCGAGAAGCAACUUAUUUGCCCGAUAUGCCUGGAGAUGUUUACAAAGCCCGUGGUCAUCCUGCCUUGUCAACACAACCUCUGCAGGAAAUGCGCCAACGACGUCUUCCAGGCCUCCAACCCGUACCUGCCAACCAGCCGGAGCGGCUCACUGGCAUCUGGCGGCCGCUUCCGCUGUCCGUCCUGCCGGCACGAGGUGGUCUUGGACCGCCACGGCGUCUACGGGCUGCAGCGUAACCUGCUGGUGGAGAACAUCAUCGACAUGUUCAAACAGGGGUCCGGCAGCGGCGGCGCGCCGGCGCCCGAGCGCAAGGAGGCGGCGGCGCCCAUGUGCGACGUUCACAAGGAUGAGAAGAUCAACAUCUACUGCAUCAGCCACAACGUGCCCACGUGCUCCAUGUGCAAGGUGUUUGGCGUGCACAAGGACUGCGAGGUGCAGCCCAUCAACAGCAUCUACCAGACCAAGAAGACGGAGCUGAACGACGGCAUCGCCAUGAUGCUGGGCAACAACGACCGGCUGCAAGGCAUCAUCAGUCAACUGGAGGAAGCCUGUCGCGCCAUCGAGGAGAACAGCCGGCGUCAGAAGAAUCUUGUGUGCGAGAAAUUCGACCAGCUGUACACCAUCCUGGAGGACAAAAAGCGCGACAUGAGUCUCAAGGUGACGGCCGAGCAGGAGGAGAAGGUCAGCUACAUCAGGAACCUGACCAGGAAAUACGGAGACCAUCUGGAGGAGAGCUGCAAGAUUGUGGAGAAAGGGCUGGAGAUCAUGGAGGAGCAGGAGAUGGCCGUCUUCCUGCAGAACACAAAACCUCUCCUGAAACAGCUAGCGGAAGCGUGUAGCGUAUCGCACCUGGACAAAGUGGAGCGAGGCUACGAGAACAUGGAUCACUUCACCGCCGAUUUCCGCCGAGAGCGCAAAGUGUUGGGCAGCAUCGACUUCCUCCAAGAUGACGAUGAUGACGAGGAUGAGGAGGAGGACGAAGCGGCGGAAGGAGAGGCGGCGGCGCCUGCGACCUCCGCCGCUAGCACGCCCGCCGUUUCUUCCGUACCGCCGCUUCCUGCCCCAACCACGCAGACAAAUCCCGUCCCCGUCGCAGCUAAGAGUGCGACUUCUGCCUAGAGUGUUCGCCCCAGUCAGUCAGAACACCUUGGGGGGGGGCAAAAGUGACAAAGAUAAACCAAGUGGAAAGCACAAUGACUGAACUUGUUACCGCCUGCGUUGUCCGUGCGUCUUUCUCACGAUUAACGGAGCGUUUCUUCCGAUGUUUCCUACUUUAGCAACCUUCAAAAGCACGUAAAUAAGUCCUUUUUUGGGUUUUGUUUUUAAACCUACCUUUAUGUGGAGCCGAUAACUUGAGCUGCAACUAACCAUGAUUUUCACCCUUUCACGCACCGUGUUAACCGGAUAACGCGAUAAGCUGUCCACUGUAGUAACCGCUGUCCCUCAAUUCGUCUGUUGAUUGUUUUUGUCAAACAGUCAAUGAAUCAGUUAAAAAAAAAAGAUUUUAAAUGUCCAUGCCUUUAUUCCAAAACAGGAUAUUAUUUCAACAACAACAGUGCACCAAGAUGAAUUCAUUAUGCUUCAUCCAAGUUCAGACCAAAACAUUUUAGGCCACAAAUAUUUUGAAGGGCACAAAAAUUUGGGGGCAGUUUUUUUGAGUGGGGCAGACCAAAACGUUUGAGGCCACAAUUUUUUUUUUGGGGGGGGGGGGGGGGUUCUCAUUUUUCUUCCGGGUGAAAUAAGCCUAUAUAGUGCACACACUUUCAAUGCAGCACUGAGCCGCAAGUCGAAGAAGGAUGACUCACAGCCUUUUUGUUUAGUCUGCGCGGAGAGUGUGGCUGAAGGAUCAGCAAAAACACCCGCAUAUAUAUAUAUUGUAUAUAUAUAUAUGUAUAUAUAUAUAUAUGGAUAUAUUUUUUUUCUUUUUCAACAGCUCAUUAGACAUGCCAUUCAAGCUUCUUGUCACUUUACCUGCCUCUCGAGGAAGAGGCGAAAGGUCGAGAAGAAUGUACGACACCGGUGUUGACGUUUUUCAUUGUUAUUUUGGAAGCGAAUCCGCAUGCAGCGUGAACCCACGACUUGGCUUUUAUAUGAAUCAAUAUCUGUGUAGGCAAGACUGUGCGGAAUGAUGCAUCUCUGCUGGCUUCGCAGCUCGCUGCCAUGUCGGCUAUUAUAUGUGUCCAAAUGGGGGAUUAUUAUCUUUUUUUUUUAAUGAAUACUACAAACAGCAAGAUUUUGCUUUUAUCAGAAGGAGAAAGAUGUGACUUAGGUGUGGAGGCUUUACAAAAUGGUGCUCGUUCAUCAUUUGCAGCCAUUUUAUGCAGUUUAACCAUUGUUUGGACAUGAUCAGAUUCUCCAUAUUUACCAUUAAAUAUGUGGAAAUAUUAGUGACAGUCAUUUGUGGCCACUUUUUUUUUUACUUUAGUUGACUUCAGAUUGUCAUUUUAAAUGAAAGGGAUUUCAGACAUUUUUGGACACAUUUGAUCAUCACUUAUCAGCCCCACUCUAUAUUUACCAUUUAAUAUCUGCAAUUAUUUGUGACAUUAAAUAUACACAAAAUAAUUAUUGCCUCAAAUCGGUUGCUGUCAAAUAUCUGUGAGUAGUCGUUAUUUCGAAAUCAUUUUUAAAGGGGAUUCUUACUAUCGCGUGUACGGAUUUCCACAGAGAAAUGUAAAAAAUCGUACUUGAAGUAGUUGCUGGGUUUUCUUUAUUAGAAAAGAUGGUUUUAUAUAUACGAUGUUCUCCUGCACAUGACUGCUUGCACAUCAGUUUAUUAACAAACAAAAGUAUCAUAUGUACAGGGAAAAAAAGCAACUUCUCCCCAGAUACAAAUGUGUUUUUGUUUCUUUUUCAUAUUUGAACAUCCAGUUUGAGCUGUAAAUGAUAGCGCAGCAAAAUAAAUAAAUAUAUUUUAUUUUGUA